Messenger RNA from Malaya genurostris, 2136 nucleotides. Its product is annotated as trypsin eta-like. Bases 40 to 936 code for a protein of 298 amino acids. The record is from RefSeq and is a predicted model, not a curated record. Gene Ontology annotation, biological process: proteolysis. Gene Ontology annotation, molecular function: serine-type endopeptidase activity. NCBI's taxonomy places the organism in Eukaryota, Metazoa, Arthropoda, Insecta, Diptera, Culicidae. The transcript is spliced from 2 exons.
ACUGAUUGUUCAGUUUUAAUCGAAUAUAGCUCCUCAAUCAUGCUCGGUAGUCGGAUAGCGAUCUUACUUUGUGUGGCCUUUGGCUGGGUGCUGAUGGUUUCUGGGUACGCGUUCGAUGGAAGCGAUUCACGAAUUAUUGGAGGAGCGAACGUGACCGGUAAUAGCAGUUUAUAUUUAGUGUCUAUUCGAUUGGCUGGAAAAGAUUUUCACUGCAAUGGAGCGCUGAUCUCGUCUCGAGAAGUUCUAACGGCCGCCCAAUGUGUGUACAAUGGGAACACCCUUCGAAAUAUCAGCGAGUUUCAAUUGGUACUUGGAACAUUGACGAAUUCCAAUAGCACAAACGGGACCACCGUUCGUUCGGUUUGGAACGUUUGGCCGCACACCGGUUACAACUCCACAACCCGUGCCAAUGAUUUGGCUAUUCUUCGCUUGAAUCAGGCAGUGUCUGUAAAAACGAUAAACGUGGGAGAUGCCAGCCCGGCUGUGAAUCGUACUUGCACGUUAUUUGGAUGGGGGGCAAAUUCUACCAACGGUAAACCCGUCGGUACACUUCAGAGCAUUAAUUUGCAGGUGCAAUUGAAUUCAUCGAAUCACUGUGUGAAAGCUGCUGGGAAUACACCUUUAAAAGAUGGAAUGCUUUGUGCGGGAGAUCUUCAAGCAGGUCGUGGAGCCUGCACCGGGGACUUGGGAGCUCCAUUGGUUUGUGGUGAUCGACUGUCCGGAAUUCUGUCCUUGACCGGUGGAUGUGGAGGUGCGAAUGAAACAUCAAUUUUCAUCGACACCGCACAAUAUACAAAUUGGAUUACGAAUAUGACAAAACAGCCUGUGAAACCGCCAAAUACCGAUAAUGGACCUGGUACCGGCGCUCACAAUGUGGUGCAAGUUUCACUGCUAUUGUUAUCUGUCGUGUGUACACUAGUAAUGACGAAAAAAUAAGAGUGCAAAUUUAGGGCAGCAGACUGAUGGCAUACAUUUUCGACAAGUAUCAAGUAGAGCAUUUUGGAGCCUAGGAGGUUAUUUCAAUACUUUUAGGUGAAACUCCUGCAAAUGGUAACCCUAAUCAGACGACAUGUUUCACUUGAGUGGGAAGUGGAUGGUUGUUAUCAGAUAAAAUAGAUAACAAAAUGAUACAUUCUGACAAUUAAGAAUCAGUCUACCAAUUCAGUUGAUGGGUUUCGCGUGAUCUUUGAAGAUAUAAAGAAAACUGGCAAAACUUUGGAAAUGUUUUACGGUUAGUGUGGUAUCAACCAGAAAAUUUUAUAUGUCGUAUACUGAAAAAGUGUUAACCACGACCAAAUGUUAAUAUACAUGAUUGUUUCCUUACUUCUGCCGAUACGUUCACUCAGCUCAAUUUUCCCUGAAUCUCGUCGUCCACGAAUCAUCGGCGGAAGUAACGCCAUACUAAGCGAGUUUCCCUACAUGGUAUCCAUUCGAUUGGCGUCGCAGGAAACCAUCGCGUUCGGAGAGGGAUUCUACUGUAGUGGAGUUUUGGUGUCUUCGAAAGAUGUUCUCACCAGUGCCAUCUGCGUACAGAAUGGCAGUGGGCAACGGUUACCAGAGGAAAUCAAACUCGUGUUGGGAAUUACAUCGAGGACUAAUAGCACUGGCAUGAUUGAGGCGAGCGCCAAUAUAAUAUGGACUACAGCAAGCCUAGCAAUUAUGAGACUAACAACAGAUGUAACCGAACUUAAGCCGGUAGUGUUAAAUGAGUUUAAACAACAAGCUGGGAAGCAGUGUCUUCUGGUUGGGUGGGGAGCGAAUAGUAGCAUCCGGUAUAUGGUCAAUGAUAUGCAAGAGGUGUACGUAAGAAUCACCACAGAUAACUGUCCGGAUGGUAUGAUAUGUGCAGGCGGAGAGAGAAUUGGAUCCGGAGCUUGCUUUGGAGAUAUUGGAUCCCCGUUACUGUGUGAUGGCUCGCUAGUGGGAAUAAUGGGCAGUGAACCGAAACAGUGCGGUGGAACUGUAGUUGCUUUCCACAGUAUUCUGCGUCACUAUAACUGGAUCAAAUCGCAAAUUGCUAGAGCGGAAGCGGUGACCUGGGUUGGUAACAUAAAUGGAAGAUUGAUUGUCAUCGUUUCUAUAUUUUUAUCCUUGAUUAUACAUACAGAAUUUUAAAAAUAAAUCAAUAUAUAAAUA